GGGGCCGUAGCUUGGAAGCAGGGACCGGGACCUAGUGGGAUUCCGGAGCGACCUGCGUUGAGAAGUGGACUGUGUGGAUUUCACGCAUGUGUAGGGGUGACCAACCGACAGAGUGCCCUAGGAGCCACGGUCCUGAGCCAUGGGGCGCUGCUCCCUCCUGCUCCUGCUCCUAGCUUCCCUGACUCCUGGGGCCGCCAGCCCCGUAUCGCCGUCACUGAGGGCCCCUAGCAGCCUACCCUGGUCAACCAGCUUCAGAUCUCGCCCUACUAUUACCCCGAAGUAUUCGAUUCGCUACAUCCAACAGAAGGUUGAUCACUUUGGAUUUAAUAUCGAUAGAACUUUUAAACAGCGGUACCUAAUAGCUGAUAACUACUGGAAGGAAGAUGGUGGAUCAAUACUUUUCUACACUGGUAAUGAAGGGGACAUUAUUUGGUUUUGCAAUAACACGGGGUUCAUGUGGGACAUAGCUGAGGAAAUGAAAGCCAUGUUGGUGUUUGCUGAACAUCGGUACUAUGGAGAGUCCCUACCUUUUGGUGCUGACUCCUUCUCAGAUUCCAGACACUUGAAUUUUCUGACAACGGAACAAGCUCUGGCUGAUUUUGCAAAGUUAAUCAAAUACUUGAAAAGAACAAUCCCAGGAGCUAGAAAUCAACCUGUCAUUGCCCUAGGGGGCUCUUAUGGUGGCAUGCUUGCAGCCUGGUUCAGGAUGAAGUAUCCUCAUUUGGUGGUUGGAGCUCUUGCAUCCUCUGCCCCCAUCUGGCAGUUUAAUGAUCUGGUGCCUUGUGACGUAUUUAUGAAGAUUGUAACUACAGAUUUUAGCCAAAGUGGCCCAAAUUGUUCAGAGAGUAUCCGCAGGUCCUGGGAUGCCAUUAAUCGACUUGCAAAAAAGGGCCCUGGCUUGCGUUGGCUUUCUGAAGCCCUUCACUUAUGCACUCCGUUAACAAAAUUGGAGGAUGUUCAGCAUUUGAAAGACUGGAUCGCUGAAACCUGGGUGAAUCUGGCAAUGGUGGACUACCCUUACGAGUCCAACUUUUUACAGCCUUUGCCUGCUUGGCCUGUCAAGGUAGUAUGCCAGUAUUUCAAAUAUUCCAAUGUACCUGAUACCCUGAUGCUGCGGAAUAUUUUCCAAGCUCUGAAUGUGUAUUACAAUUAUUCGGGCCAGGCUAAAUGUCUGAAUGUCUCAGAGACAGCAACUAGCAGUCUUGGAGUCCAGGGUUGGAGCUAUCAGGCCUGUACAGAAAUGGUCAUGCCCACCUGUUCUGAUGGUGUUGAUGACAUGUUCGAACCUCACUCGUGGAACAUGAAGGAAUAUUCUGAUGACUGUUUUAAACAGUGGGGUGUGAGACCGAGGCCCUCUUGGAUCCCUACUAUGUAUGGAGGCAAGAACAUCAGUUCGCACACAAACAUCAUUUUCAGCAAUGGUGAACUAGACCCCUGGUCAGGAGGUGGAGUAACCAAGGAUAUCACAGACACCUUACUUGCUAUCGUCAUCCCAAAUGGAGCCCAUCAUCUAGAUCUCCGAGCCAGCAAUGCCUUGGAUCCUGUCAGUGUGCAGUUAACUCGCUCCUUGGAAGUUAAAUACAUGAAGCAGUGGGUCACUGAUUUCUAUGUCCGUCUGAGAAAAAUGAACUGAGUAACUUUUGAUCAUUUUCAGUUUCUUCUUUUAAGUUCAUUCCACCUACAUUUACAUUCACUUUGGCUUUCUGUGCAUAAUUACUUUCCCUUGUUCAUUAAAUUUCGUGUGGUGAAGACUGAGAUAGAGCAAACUUGAUGGUGGGGAUAGCAGCCAUCCCACGACCCAAGUCCUCGCCAUCCCUGUGCCACCUCCAGGAAGAAUCUCUUCACCACAGCUUUCCCACACCAUCCACGGCCUUCAUAACCGGAGCAGAGUAUUGAUUGCCUUUCACAAGAGGGAGAAUCCCUUCUUUUAUUUCUCUGAAAGCAAGGAUUUCUCUUGGUUUUGAAGUCUCUUUGGCCCAUUUGUCACUUGUCCC
Budorcas taxicolor (takin) is the source of this 1994-nucleotide messenger RNA. RefSeq names its product prolylcarboxypeptidase (gene PRCP). Gene Ontology annotation, biological process: proteolysis; negative regulation of systemic arterial blood pressure; regulation of blood vessel endothelial cell migration. The transcript is spliced from 10 exons. NCBI's taxonomy places the organism in Eukaryota, Metazoa, Chordata, Mammalia, Artiodactyla, Bovidae. The record is from RefSeq and is a predicted model, not a curated record. Gene Ontology annotation, molecular function: dipeptidyl-peptidase activity; serine-type exopeptidase activity. Bases 140 to 1633 code for a protein of 497 amino acids.